This is a messenger RNA of Syngnathus typhle (broad-nosed pipefish), 2258 nucleotides long. Its product is annotated as serine/threonine-protein kinase N2-like. Lineage: Eukaryota; Metazoa; Chordata; Actinopteri; Syngnathiformes; Syngnathidae. Gene Ontology annotation, biological process: protein phosphorylation. Gene Ontology annotation, molecular function: ATP binding; protein serine/threonine kinase activity. The record is from RefSeq and is a predicted model, not a curated record. The coding region runs from base 1 to 2139 and encodes 712 amino acids. The transcript is spliced from 17 exons.
AUGGCUCAUUCUUCAGAGACGUCCAAGGCGGAUGUCCGCCUGGCUGAGCUGCGUCAUUACACGCAGCGCGAGCACGACGCCCUGCGGCUUGCCGAGGACGUGCUGGCUCAAGUGGACGCCGUGUCCUCACCGGACCAUGAAGCUCGCUGGGAGGCUGAGAUGCGGCGCGACUACUCGUCCCAGCGCUUGCGUCUGCUGCGGGCGUCCGUGGAGGCGUGUCUGAGGGACACGGACGAUGGGAGCGACGCCCUCUCGGACCCUGGUCCGUGCUCGGCGGCCAUCUUAUCCAGGCGACCGGCAGCGCUGACAGGAAGGUUGGAGGUCAGAUUGCUCGGAUGUGAAGAUUUGAUCUCGGCUGCUGAUGACACAACUUCUGAGGCGAGCGCCACCUUGAGGCUAGACGGCAGAGUGGUUGGCAGGACGCGCUGGGUUGCAGCGGGCAGGCUGUCCUGGAAUCAGACUUUCUGUCUCACGUUGGAGCGGUGUCGCGAGUUGGAGGUUGAGGUGUUUUGGCGGGAUGGCGGUAAGAUGUGCGCCCUGGGCUUCCUGCGCUUGGACCAGCUCCUGGAGCAGCAGAACCAGAGGCAGGAAGACCAAGACAACGGCCAGGCCGCUGCACACGAGUGGCGUUUAGAACCCACAGGCCUCCUCCAUGCUCAGUUCAACUUUGUGGACACGGUGGUGGAGCGACAGCACAAACUACGACGCCAGCAAUGCAUCUUCACUAAAGAGAGAGGUAAGAACUUUCUGCGUGCGGCUCAGCUGAAUGUGAACUUUUCCACGUGGGCUCACCUGAUGCUGAGCGUGCUUCCCGGUUACGCCUCCUUCACCACUGACUCCGCCCCCCAGCCGUGCAAGUCACAGCCGCCGAGGCCGCCGAGGCCGCCGAGGCCACAGUCCCAACCGCCAAGUGGCAUGCCAACGAGUCUUUCUGGCCACCACGAGGCGACGCCAGAUGACGACGAUGCCUCGCCCGGUGAUGAAACCUCGGAAACAAUUCAGCAACAGACGUCGUCCUUCAGCAGGAGAGAAGAAAGCCAAGGACACUCAGCCUCCGCUCUCAAGCUGCGCACGUCGGAUCUGCGCUACAUUUCUGUGCUGGGCAGAGGUCACUUUGGCAAGGUGCUGCUGGCCGAGAUGAAGUCCACGGGGCGCUUGUACGCCGUCAAGGCCUUGAAGAAGAGCGACGUGGUCAGGCGUGACGAGGUGGACAGGUGGGUGGGCAGUCCGGGGCGUUCCCGCGGUCGCGCUUCACCACACCGUCUUUUGCGUGGCCGCCCGUGCAGCCUGAUGAGCGAGAAGCGGAUCCUGGAGCUGAUCAGGACGCUGCGUCACCCUUUCCUGGUGCAGCUGCACGCCUGCUUUCAGACCAGAGAGCACGUCUGCUUCCUCGUGGACUUCCUGCCCGGGGGAGACCUGAUGAUGCACAUACAUAACCGAGCCUUCACGCCACAGCAGACCCGAUUCUACUCGGCCUGCGUGCUGCUGGCGUUGGAGUUCCUCCAUGUCAACCACAUCAUCUAUCGAGACCUAAAACUGGACAACCUGCUGAUGGAUGCCGACGGCUUUGUCAAAAUGACUGACUUUGGACUUUGUAAAGAAGGGAUUGGUCACGGGGAUCGCACGUCCACCUUCUGCGGAACGCCAGAGUUCCUGGCACCCGAAGUACUGACCGACGACGAUUACACACGGGCCAUCGACUGGUGGGGGAUGGGCGUGCUCAUCUACGAGAUGCUGGUGGGCGAGUCGCCAUUUCUGGGUGAGGAUGAGGAGGAAGUGUUUGACAGCAUCGUCAACGGCGACGUGACGUAUCCGCCCUCGCUUCCGCCAGACGCUGUGGCAAUAAUUCAGAAGCUGUUGAAAAGGAACCCGCUGAAGAGGCUCGGCAGCGGAGAGAGAGACGCUAACGAGUUGAAAGGGGAGACAUUCUUUGAGGACGUGGACUGGGAUGCCCUCCUAGCCAAGCAAGUGUCGCCGCCCUUCCUGCCGUCCCUGAAGACGUCGGCGGACGUCAGCAACUUCGACAGCGACUUCACACGUCUUCAGCCCGUCUUAUCUCCGCCCUCCACGCCCGGCAGCCUCUCGGCCCAGCAGCAAGAGGCCUUUGCCGACUUUGACUUCUGCGCCUUGCACGGUUGACCCUUUUCCCAGGCGACCAAGCGAUCCCCAAGCCACUUCCUGUCACCGCUUGACUGUGAUGAGUGCCGCCCACUGCCGUGACCGCACAGGAUGACUCACAUGACUCCUGCAUGGUACCU